AUGUCAGUUGCCGUGGAGGCUGCUGCGGCCAGAUUGCCUCUCCCGUCUCACUUGUCUCUCGCUGAACCGUCCUUCUCCAUCAAGAAACGGCGCUCUCCUUUCUCCUCCUCCACAUCUAACUCAAGCCACUCCUCACCGUCUAGGCUGUCGCGGUCUAUGCCCCCCCUACCGCCAUGUAAAGGAUGCCCCCCGUUAAGCAGGGUCUUUCCACAUCAGCCAUCUCCAUUCACACCAUUAUCACAAUCUCUGAAUAAAUCCCCCGCUCCCAGUUCUGUUUACAACCCUAAUAAACAGCAGACCUAUUUUAAUCAAUGCUUUACUAAUUUGGGGUUGCUUGGAAGAGGCUCCUUUGGGGAAGUUUUCAAGGUGCAAAGUAACCAAGAUGGCCACCGGUAUGCAGUCAAACGUUCAGCUCAUCGCUUCAGAGGCAACACUGACCGUGGCCGAAGUCUAAAAGAAGCGAGGAAUCACGAAAACCUGUGUCCACAUCCGCACAUCCUCAACUUCGUAGCAGCCUGGGAGGAGUGUGGUCGGCUUUACAUCCAGACAGAGCUGUGCAGCACCAGCUUGUUGCUCCAUGCUGAGAACCAGCCCCCUGGCCCAGAUGAAGCAGCAGCCUGGAACUACCUCUGUGACCUCCUGUCUGCACUGGAACACGUGCACUCUCUGGGAUUUGUGCACUUGGACCUGAAGCCGGCGAACGUCCUCAUCACCGAGUCUGGGCGUCUGAAGCUGGCCGACUUUGGACUCCUGUUUCAGUUCGAUCAGAAGGAUGGAGGAGAAACGUUUAAGGAAGAUAUUCAAGAAGGAGAUCCCAGAUACAUGGCUCCAGAGCUGCUCCGAGGGGUGUAUGGGCCGGCAGCAGAUGUUUUCAGUUUGGGUGUGACCAUUCUGGAGCUGGCCUGCAACAUCGAGGUUCCUAAUGGAGGAGACAGUUGGCAACAGCUCAGAAAAGGCUGCCUUCCCACAGAAUUUACCAACGGUCUUUCUCCUGAGUUUCAGAGAGUCCUGCAGACGAUGCUGGAACCUGACCCAUCCAAGCGACCCACAGUCUCAGAACUCCUCUCGCUCCCAUGUGUCAAAAAACAAAUAUGGAAAAGGCAAAUCUACCUCACAGUCACAGAGGCCAUUCUCGCACUUGCUUCCUUCUUUCAGAAGGCCACAUGCUUUGGCUGGAGAGUCCUAUUUUCUCUCCCAUGGUCAUUUGUUCCACAGUGGCCUCAGUCAGCUCCCUGCACUCCCCCAAAAAACAGCUGGGACAAAGACUUGACCCUCCCGCUCAGUGCCAUGAUGGCUGAGUCUGGAACACCUGAGGAGGGGGAGGAGUCUGUGUUUUUAGUGGAUCAAACCGACCUAGAUCUCUCCCCAACUUUCUCCCACAGGUUAAAGUCGAGAUUGUCUUUGGAGAGCACAUCGACUCCUAUCCACAACCAGCGAAACUCCACUCACACCCCCAACAGUUCUGUCGCGAGGGAAUGGCCGUCGUGCAGCUUACCCCUGACUCCGAGCAGUAUUAAUUCACACGACUCCCGCCACGUCCUGACACCAAACGGCAGUCCUUUCCACGCGUCUGCCCUCAGCCGCCAUUCCUCCGCCAGGUCCUCCGCCCGGUCCUCCAAACGAAGUGGCCGCGACUGGAUCCUGGCCGACGAACCUGCCCCGAGACCAAACUUUGAGCCCAAGAACUUGCUGAGUCUGUUUGAGGAGACGGCCUCAGAUCGAGGGGUGAUCAGACUUGUCGGCUCAUUCAUUCAUUUGUGGCAUUUGCAGCCCUUCAGGAUUUCUGGAGUUUUACGAUGGAACGUGCCAAGUGUGUGUUUGUUGGAGACAGUGGGGUUGGAAAGUCGUGUUUACUUUCCACUUAUCGUCCAAUGUCACAGGAUGUCUAAACUGCAGCAUCUGAAUGACCGUGUGGCCAAGCUGCUCACACAAGCGGUCUAUGAAGUUCUGGAGGCCGUGAAAGACACUGUAUCCGAGUAUCAAGAAAAAACUGCGAGAACCCAAAGGGAAAAUGAGAGCCUCAAGCGGAGACUGCAUGAGCUCAAGGAGGAGAUUGCACAAGAGAGAUUGGGACUGACAACAUCACACAGCAUCGACCUCCCACAAAACAAUAUAGAUAAGGUUGACAAUCUCAAUAAGAAAACCGAACGGUUGCCAGUUUCAAUAGACGCAAAGGAGGAAGUGCGCGAGGUGGAAGUGCGCGGUGUUGAAAUGAAGAUUGAUGAAAAGGUUAUAUGUUAUUAUGAAUCCAGUGACUCACCAGUGGACAAGGAAGGCUACCUGUACAAGAAGGGAGAAAUAAAGACCUCCUAUCAGAAGCGCUGGUUUGUCCUGAAGGGAAACCUCCUCUUCUACAAGGACAAGCCGCUGGACCGGGACCUGAUCGGGGUCAUAGUUCUGGAGGGCUGCACGGUCCAGCUGUGUGAGUCCGACGAGCAGUUUGCCUUCUCUCUGCUGUGGAGUGAACCAGGACUGAGGACCUACAAGCUCGCGGCUGAGGACCAGGAGAGUCUGGAGGACUGGAUCAAGGCCCUGCUCUCGGCCAAUCACUGCUACCUGGCCAUUGUGCUCAGCGACAUGGAGAGAGCCUACAGAGAAGCCCUCGGAGCAGCCUCCAGUGAGACCAAGUCCAACCCUUUCAUUAUGCCACAGUUCCCUGUAGCAGCCAGACAGACUCUGCCCCUGAGCACCUCCACCUUGCACCGACCAGCACCGUCAGCACCAGGACAAAGCUCUGGGUCAAUGCUUCAACCGUCUGCAGUCGCUCCAACCAAAGCCACGCUCAGGAAAUCACCCAAACUGCGACCCAAGAAAGCGGCCAACACUCUGAGCACGCAGGCGACCGCCACCUUCUUUGCAGACCUGGCUGGACUCACGCUCGAGUCACAGGAGGACUUUAGAAAAAUGCACGAGGAAUUUGGAAAGGAAAUCAAAAAGCUCAUUUCACUCUGGGCUAAGAGAAGGCCUGAUGGUCAGGAGGACUUGAUAGACUUUGACUGA
Messenger RNA from Knipowitschia caucasica, 3000 nucleotides. The record is from the annotation of a GenBank genome assembly. NCBI's taxonomy places the organism in Eukaryota, Metazoa, Chordata, Actinopteri, Gobiiformes, Gobiidae.